GCAACUAUCUUGAGCCCUCUUUGGUGGUGGCGGUGACGGCGCAGUGGGCGUGGCUUGAGCGCGGCGCAGAGGAGAGAGUCUGGUCGCUGGUGAAGCCGAGCGGAGUCCAGAGCGAGAGGGACCCGGGCAGCGCGCCUGACUACGGGAUGUGCUUCUACGGUGAUCUCCGGCUGUGUGGGUGAUCCUCCGUCACCAUGAAAGACUAGGAAGUGGGAUCUCCAAAGGGAAAUGGCUUUUUUAGUAAAAUCCUUGCCCUGCCCCGUGGCGCAUGACUCCAGCCACCUCUGAAGGACCUGUAGCUUUUCAUGGGAUCCUCCCGGCUUUUGCACGCUUGAGGAUUUUAAACUUUUCCAGAGGAAGCGUUUUGUUUUUUGUUUUUUUGUUGUUGUUUUUUUUAAAAUCUCAAUUCAGGUGCAUCAUCACCUUUUUCUGGUGGCAAAAUGGCAAACAACUCCUACAGUGGGGUGAAGAACUCCAUAUUGGAGGCCAACCAUGACGGAGAGUUUGGCUGUACGCUCAAAGAACUGCGAUCCCUAAUGGAACUCAGAGGCACGGAGGCGAUAACCAAAAUUGGGGAGUCUUACGGGGACAUUCAAGGACUUUGCAAUCGAUUAAAAACCUCACCUAUAGACGGUCUAAGUGGUCAGCCGGCGGACAUUGAGAAGCGGAAAACUGUUUUUGGACAGAACUUUAUACCACCCAAAAAGCCCAAAACGUUCUUACAGUUAGUGUGGGAGGCCCUACAGGAUGUCACCCUGAUCAUCCUGGAAGUGGCAGCCAUAGUUUCACUAGGCCUUUCUUUUUAUAAACCUCCAGAGGGCGAAAGAGAGCACUGUGGAAAGGCAGCCGGUGGCGUGCAUGACGAGAAUGAGUCAGAAGCUGGCUGGAUCGAGGGCGCUGCCAUCCUUCUGUCAGUUAUCUGUGUUGUGCUGGUGACAGCCUUCAAUGACUGGAGUAAAGAGAAGCAGUUCAGGGGCCUCCAGAGCCGCAUAGAGCAGGAACAGAAGUUUACUGUGGUCCGCGGGGGCCAGGUCAUCCAAAUUCCUGUGGCCGAGAUCGUGGCCGGUGACAUUGCACAAGUAAAAUACGGUGACCUUCUGCCUGCUGACGGAGUCCUCAUCCAAAGCAAUGAUUUAAAGAUUGACGAAAGCUCGCUCACUGGAGAGUCUGACCAUGUCAAGAAAACACAAGAGAAAGAUCCGAUGCUCUUAUCAGGCACUCAUGUCAUGGAAGGCUCAGGGAAAAUGGUGGUCACGGCUGUGGGCGUCAACUCGCAAACUGGAAUCAUUUUCACUUUACUUGGGGGUCACGAGGAGGAUGACGACGAUGAGGAAGAAAAGAAGAAGGAGAAGGAGGAGAAGAAGAAACAGAGAAAAAAUAAAAAGCAGGACGGCUCCGUGGAGAAUCGAAAGAAAGCUAAAGCCCAGGAUGGUGCUGCGAUGGAAAUGCAGCCUCUCAACAGCGACGAAGGAGCAGACGCUGAAGAGAAGAAGAAAGCCAACCUGCCAAAGAAAGAGAAGUCUGUCCUGCAGGGCAAAUUAACCAAACUUGCUGUUCAGAUUGGCAAAGCAGGAUUGGUGAUGUCUGCCAUCACUGUCAUCAUCCUGGUGGUGCUGUUUGUUGUCGACACCUUCUGGAUCCAGAACCUGCCUUGGAUCAAGGACUGCACGCCCAUUUACAUCCAGUUCUUUGUGAAGUUCUUCAUCAUUGGCGUCACAGUUCUGGUAGUGGCGGUGCCCGAGGGCCUGCCGCUUGCCGUCACCAUCUCCUUGGCUUACUCUGUGAAGAAAAUGAUGAAGGACAACAACCUGGUCCGACACCUGGACGCCUGCGAGACCAUGGGCAACGCCACAGCCAUCUGCUCAGACAAGACUGGAACGCUCACCAUGAAUCGCAUGACUGUGGUUCAGGCCUAUCUGGCGGACAAACACUACAAGAAGGUCCCCGAGCCAGAGAUUCUCCCCGCCUCCCUUCUAGACAUCCUAAUCCUGGGAAUAGCUGUCAACUGCGCCUACACUACCAAGAUCAUGCCUCCAGAGAAAGAAGGCGGCCUGCCUCGACAGGUGGGGAACAAGACCGAAUGUGCCUUGCUUGGCUUCACCACCGACCUGAAGCGAGACUACCAGGCUAUUCGUAACGAGAUCCCCGAGGAGAAACUGUACAAGGUGUACACGUUCAACUCGGUCCGCAAAUCAAUGAGCACGGUGUUAAAGAUGGCCGACGGCAGCUACCGCAUGUUCAGCAAAGGCGCUUCAGAGAUCCUCCUAAAAAAGUGCUACAAGAUUCUGACGGCGAACGGGGAGAAGAAAGUCUUCCGUCCACGGGACCGGGAUGACAUGGUGAAGAAGGUGAUCGAGCCCAUGGCCUCCGAGGGCCUGAGGACCAUCUGCCUGGCCUACAGAGACUUCCCCGCCUCGGACGGCGAGCCCGACUGGGACAAUGAAAACGAUAUUCUGACUGGCCUGACCUGUGUGUGUGUGGUGGGCAUCGAAGAUCCUGUGAGACCCGAGGUACCCGACGCCAUCAGGAAAUGUCAGCGAGCAGGCAUCACGGUGCGGAUGGUGACCGGCGACAACAUCAACACGGCUCGAGCCAUCGCCACCAAGUGUGGGAUCCUGCAGCCUGGAGACGACUUCCUCUGUCUGGAGGGCAAAGAGUUCAACCGCAGGAUACGCAACGAGAAAGGAGAGAUCGAACAAGAACGAAUCGACAAGAUUUGGCCCAAGCUGCGCGUCCUGGCUCGCUCCUCUCCCACCGACAAACACACCCUGGUGAAAGGCAUCAUCGACAGCACAAUAAUCGAGCAGCGGCAGGUGGUGGCCGUGACUGGAGACGGCACCAACGACGGCCCGGCGCUGAAGAAGGCCGACGUGGGCUUCGCCAUGGGAAUCGCCGGCACCGACGUGGCGAAGGAGGCCUCCGACAUCAUCCUGACCGACGACAACUUCUCCAGCAUCGUCAAAGCUGUCAUGUGGGGACGCAACGUGUACGACAGCAUCUCCAAGUUCCUGCAGUUUCAGCUGACUGUCAACGUGGUGGCUGUCAUCGUGGCGUUCACCGGAGCCUGCAUCACCCAGGACUCGCCGCUCAAAGCCGUCCAGAUGCUGUGGGUCAACCUGAUCAUGGACACCUUUGCCUCACUGGCCCUGGCCACCGAGCCCCCCACCGAGUCCCUGCUGCUGAGGAAGCCGUACGGCCGCAACAAGCCUCUCAUCUCCCGCACCAUGAUGAAGAACAUCCUGGGCCAGGCGGUCUACCAGCUGGUCAUCAUCUUCACGCUGCUGUUUGCCGGGGAGAGAAUGUUUGACAUCGACAGCGGCAGGAACGCGCCGCUCAACGCACCGCCCUCGGAACACUACACCGUGGUCUUCAACACCUUCGUGCUGAUGCAGCUCUUUAAUGAGAUCAACGCACGCAAGAUCCACGGCGAGAGGAACGUCUUUGACGGCAUCUUCAACAACAUGAUCUUCUGCAGCAUAGUCUUCGGCACCUUUGUCAUCCAGAUCGUCAUCGUGCAGUUUGGAGGGAAGCCCUUCAGCUGCGUGGCGCUGACCAUCGACCAGUGGCUGUGGUGCACCUUCCUGGGCUUUGGAUCGCUGCUGUGGGGACAGGUCAUCUCCACCAUCCCCACCAGCCGCCUAAAGUUCCUGAAGACGGCGGGCCACGGCACCCAGAAGGAGGAGAUCCCGGACGAGGAGCUGGAGGAGCUGGAGGACAUGGACGAGAUCGACCACGCCGAGAGGGAGCUGCGGCGCGGCCAGAUCCUCUGGUUCCGAGGACUCAACCGCAUCCAGACUCAGAUGGAUGUAGUCAGUGCGUUCCAGAGUGGCACUUCCUUUCAGGGGGCCCUCAGGCGGCAGGCCUCCAACUCCAGCCAGCAACAGCACGAUAUCCGGGUGGUGAACGCAUUCCGCAGCUCCAUCUCCCUCUAUGAGGGUCUGGAGAAGCCCGAGUCCAGGACGUCCAUCCACAACUUCAUGACGCACCCCGAGUUCCGGAUAGAGGACUCGGAGCCCCACAUCCCGCUCAUCGACGACACGGACGCGGAGGACGAGGCCCCCACCAAGCGCAACUCCGCCACCCCGACGCCGCCCUCGCCCUCCGCCUCCCCCACGCCCGCCACGCCCCUCGCUCCCUCCCCCUCCCCCAACCAGAACAAUAACGCUGUGGAGAGCAGCAACCACCUCCUGCCGGAGGGCACCAAGUCAGGAAGCCUGUCGGCCCCGGCCAGUCCCCUGCACAGCCUGGAGACCUCCCUCUGACUCGGCCCAGGGGGAGGGGGCGGGGCCUGACGCCCCCCACCGCACCACUCUGCACCCCCUGGCUGUCACUGGGGCUGAAGCCAGACUUGGAUCGGAACUGUUUUUAUCAUUCUAUUAAUAUUAUUAUUGUUAUUAUUACGAGUGUGUGAGAGUGGGGGGGGGGCGGCUUCUCUUUUCUCUGGAUGGUGUUGUAUAUUUAGCUCCUUCUGCUCAUUGGAAAUGUACUUCUGCUCCAUUGGCUGUUAAUAUUUUGACUUAUUUAUGUUUUUUGGAGAAAAGCAGGUCUGUUUACAAAGUUUGUAGAUACUUUUUUUUUUCUUUCAGUUGGUAGGCAAAAGAGCUUCCUGAUGUCAGAUGCGUGGCGCCGGGACACAUCCCAGAGGGCAAACUCCGAAACUGCUGUAUUUUCAGGAGAAAGUGUUUCUAUUGAAACUCAACUAUUUUUGCCUGCAAUUUGUUUUGUUAUAUAUUUGUAGAUACAACUAGAAACUUCUAGCCAAACCGCUAAACACUAAGGCUUGUAUAGACCCGAGGUGGCACCUGAGUCCACUCACUUGGCUCUAAAUACUCUUCCAUUUCUUGAUCGUUUUCAUGUGCACAAGAACUUCUGGGUUCUCUUUUCAUUCUUCUCUUGUGUUUGAGGAUUUCCACAUGUUGAAAGGUUUUGUGUUUUUGCUUUUGCGUUGAAGGGAGUCUGGGGGUCCGUGUUUGUCAAGCAUCGUCCUGAAGGGAGGGAAGCGCUCACCGGCACCUGUCCGUCACUUGUGCUUUUGGCCAAACCUCUGGAAUCGGACGAGCCGGCGGAUCAGAGGCUCGCGUGCGUCCAACGUGAAUGUGCCUUGGCUUUCAUUGGUCGGAGCCACGCGGUGGCGAUGCUUGAGAAAGGCGGACCCUCUUUUGUCGUUGAUCUCGGAACACGAUCCCCCCGCCCUCGCCGGUUCCCUCAGGCUCAGACAAGACGUCACUGAAAUCUCUUUUCCGCAAAGUUUGGUCUGGUUUCACCGCGACGACCCGUCGCUGCCGUUGAUUUAUGAAUGCUGUUUUGACACCUGAUGUUACUGGAAACACUGAAGAUUUGGGCGGAUGCUCUUUCCCAAAAUAAAGCGUACACAUACACUGGGAUCUAUCUGCACAGGGUACUUUGUUUCCUAGCGUUUUGAUACGGAUCGUACUCAGAUGUACCUUUGUAUUUUUAUGACGAUAACGGAUGAUGCCUUUCAUCACGCUCAACUCACUUUGGAUGGUUUGACACCGAUCACAUUCUCCGGGGGGAUUGUUCAUCUCAGGGUGAAGAGGGACUUUUGACAUGUCAGGAUGGACCUCACUGGACACGUGGAAGCACUCGCUCAAUUGUUCCCCGCUCUGGUGUGUUUCCCUUCCUUCACAGACGGCGGCGACGACGACGACGACGACAGCAGCAGCUGGAAGGUGGUAGAGACAAACAGAAUCCAUCCACGGACGUUUGUUGUGUAGCUUCUUCCUGUAAUGGGGACGAAUGUUUUCCAUCUGUUUUAUGGAUUAUUAUUUUUUUAUCUUUUAACAUUUGGAAAUAAAAGUACAGUUCAUGUCUGUUUAUCUUGAGCAUUUUAAGUGGAUAUCGUGGUUGGAUUUACAUUUGAAACUUGUCC
Molecule: messenger RNA, 5890 nt
Organism: Synchiropus splendidus (mandarinfish)
Lineage: Eukaryota; Metazoa; Chordata; Actinopteri; Syngnathiformes; Callionymidae
Gene: atp2b1a
Product: ATPase plasma membrane Ca2+ transporting 1a
Exons: 22
Coding region: 441-4262 (1273 amino acids)
Biological process (GO): regulation of cytosolic calcium ion concentration; calcium ion transmembrane transport
Cellular component (GO): membrane; intracellular membrane-bounded organelle
Molecular function (GO): P-type calcium transporter activity; ATP hydrolysis activity; PDZ domain binding
Source: RefSeq, a predicted model, not a curated record